GGGGCCGCACACAAGUCUGGGAAUUACAGCCCCAGGGUUGUAGUGUGCAUCUUGCGCGGUGCACCUCGGAAGUUAUAGUUCCGGGCAGAGAGGCGGAAAAUGCUUUUAAGCGCUGAUGUUGAGUUCUGGAAACUACGACUACCGAAGAGCUAGAGGCUCCUGGGCAGUUUCUCGUUUCCGUCGAGUUCACCGGCUGGGCUGCUUCUGAGGAGUUAACUUGGCUGGAGACCAAAGUUUACAGAGCUUUGUCUGAAAGGAAGCCCCAGAGAAUUGCUUAUCUUGGACUCUGUCCUGAAAUAGCCAGUGAUGAAAAGUCCAGCAGCUGGCAGAAGAGUGGUUCCUGCUCACUGGAAACAAGGCCCCAGCAGGAGAUGAACAGCUGCAGUCCUUCAAGUUCAGCUGCGGCCCAAGUUGUCGUUCAGUUCAGCUGGUGAUGAAAUGGGGGUCACCCAGUCCGUGGGCUUUCCGCCUGUCUCAGGACCCCACCUCGUGGGCUGUGGGGAUGUGAUGGAGGGUCAGAGUCUCCAGGGGAGCUUCUUUCGACUCUUCUAUCCCUGCCAAGAGGCAGAGAUCACUGAGCAGCCCCUGUGGAUUCCCCGCUAUGAGUACUGCACUGGCCUGGCCAAUUACCUGAAGAUUAAUAAGCGCUGGGGGGCUUUGCUGUUCAACCUGGCUGUGGGAUCUUCUCGCCUGCCUGUUCACUGGAAUGGCGCCUUUAAGACAAAGGACUCUGGAUACCCCUUGAUCAUCUUCUCUCAUGGCCUGGGAGCCUUCAGGACACUGUAUUCAGCCUUCUGCAUGGAGCUGGCCUCUCGUGGCUUUGUGGUUGCUGUCCCAGAGCACAGGGAUGGGUCAGCUGCAGCCACCUGUUUCUGCAAGCAGGCCCCAGAGGAGAACCAGCCCAAUGGUGAGUCACUGGAGGAGGAAUGGAUCCCCCACCGUCAAAUUGAGGAAGGGGAGAAGGAAUUCCAUGUUCGGAACUGCCAGUUGCAUCAGAGGGUAAACGAGUGUAUGAAGGUGUUGAGGAUCCUGCGAGAGGUCACUGCUGGCCAGACCGUCCUCAACAUCUUGCCUGGUGGAUUGGAUCUGAUGACUUUGAAGGGCAGCAUUGACGUGAGCCGGGUGGCUGUAAUGGGACAUUCAUUUGGAGGGGCCACAGCUAUUCUGGCUUUGGCCAAGGAGACCCAAUUUCGGUGUGCUGUGGCUCUGGAUGCUUGGAUGUUUCCUCUGGAACGUGACUUUUACCCCACGGCCCGAGGCCCUAUAUUCUUCAUCAACGCUGAGAAAUUCCAGACAAUGGACAGUGUCAACUUGAUGAAGAAGGUUUGUGCCCAGCAUGACCAAUCCAGGAUCAUAACUGUCCUUGGUUCUGUUCAUCGGAGUCUAACUGACUUUGUUUUUGUGACUGGUAGCUGGAUUGGUAAAUUCUUCCCCAGUCCAGUCCGUGGGAGCUUGGACCCCUAUGAAGGUCAGGAGACGAUGGUGCGGGCCAUGCUGGCCUUCCUGCAGAAGCACCUUGGCAGGCUCCACGCACUUGUGGUAAGAAAUCCUUGCCCCCACCAUUGCAGACAUCAGGUGAAAGAAAAGGAAGGAGAAGCUGCCCAUUCUGCUACUGGGAAAGCUGAAGGUGCCUGCGGCGGAGCUGACACCCUGAUCCGAGACUGGGGAGAGAGAAGUGCUGGCCAGCCUUCCUUUUCUCACUCAAAGCCAAGGGCAGGCGGUUGCUGCCCGGGCCGCCGGGUGUCGAACGUUCCCGAGCUGCCGCGGUGGGCGCGGCUGGGGAGGCCCUUGUGAAAUCUCCGCGUUCUUCUCUGCAACUCUCACCCCCUUGCAGCCGCGCGGGCGCCGGCUGCGGGGCCCGGCCAGAGGCAGACCCACGUCUCCGAGGUGAGGCAAGCGGCAGGGAGGUGUCGCCAGGGCCGGAGCGGGAUGCUGCGGUCCAGCUUGACGAGGCUCUGCCCGGAUUCAGGGCGGCCACUGUGGGCUCCACGAGUCCAGUGAGGCUCAGCGGCCCCCUCCUCCCAGAACAGAGCCGCUGCACUGAAAAAUCAGCUGCUGGAGACGCCAUUUCUGUUCCCACCCUGUCUCGGCAGAGGAAGAGCCAAUCACCAUCCUCGUGUGCAGCUUUGAAAGCUGCAGGUAGAAUCUGCCUAGGGCGGGAGAGCAGAUCUGCGGAGCGAAGCCAUUUUCUGGGAGGAUUUGCAAUCAUUUCUACUCACAGUAUAAUCACCAUGUUGGAGAAUUUUAUCCAUUCCCUCCCCGCCCACCCCGCUUAUACUGGGGCCUUUCCUGGAUUUUCCAGAGAGAACUGACAGGGGCAAUAUGGCGCGGUGCAGAAAUUUUGCCUCGGGCACCAAUUGACGUGGGAUCUAGUCCUGGCCCUGAAAUUAACCUAAAAAGCAGGACAGCCCCAGGCCUCAGUCUUCUCAUUUAUAAAACUGCAGGGAAGGAAUAUAAAUCAGACCGUGUCAAGGAUUGGUGAGAUUGUGGGGAAAUGGAUUCUCUCGAUUUGUCUUUAUCUAGCAAAACUGCAAAUAUUCUUACCCUGUACCCUGACAAUUCUCUUUGUUGGUUUCUACCCUGGAGAAAUACUUGCACAUGUAUUCAAGACGGCUGUCCACCGCAGGACCGUAUCUAAUGACAAACCACUGAAAACAGCUCAAUGGCCGCGAAUACGGAAAAUAAAAAUAAAAUAGAAUCUGUAAUUAUGAGACACUAUAUUGCAGUUAGAAGGAAUAAAUUAGAUCUAUAUAUGCAGAGGCAUGGAUAGAGCUCAAAAUCUAUUAAGUAAAAACAGAGUUGUAGAGUAAUGCAUACAACAUAAUACGACUUCUGCAACAUAAAACAACUGUGGAUUUUCUAUAGUAUCUUCAAACAUAUGUAGAAACUUUUUUCAAAUGAAAGGACUGAAAAGUACACUUGUAACUCAUAAGAGUGACUUUCUCUGGGGAGGGGACAGGGAGUUGGAAUAGUGAGUUGAAGUGAACAGUAACUUCAGCUUUCUUUGUAAUAUUCUAUUUUUUUUCUUUUAAAAAUGGCAGUGCAUUCCUAUAUUAAGGAAUUUUAAACUAUGUAUUUAUAGAGAAAACAUUGGGAACAAAUGUCAAAAUGUAAACAAUGGUUAAUUCCAGGUGAUAGGAAAUGUGAGUAAUUUUAUUUUCUUCUUUGUAAUCUUUGGGGUUUGCUUUAAUUCUUUAAAAUGCAGGGAUCUUUGUACACUAGUGUUCAUAGCAUCAUUAUUCACGAUAACCAAAAGGUGAAAGCAACCCAAAUGUCCAACGAUGGAUGAAUGGGUAAACAGAACCUUGUAAUGGAAUAUUACUCAGACUUAAAAAGGAAGGAAACUCUGACAUAUGCUACAAUAUGGAUGAACUUUGAGUGAAAUCAUCCAGUCAUAAAAAGACACUGCAUGAUUCUGCUUAUGUGAGGUACUUAGUCAAAAUCACAGAGACAAAGUAGAAUGGUGGCUGCCAGGGAUGUGGGGGAAGAGAGGAAGAAGGAAUUAUUGUUUAAUAGGUAUAGAGUUUCAGAUUUACAAGAGUUAUGGGAAUGGAUGGUGGUGAUGGCUACACAACAAUGUACAUGAUUUAACACCACUAAACUGUACACUUAAAAAUAGUUAAAAUAGUAAAUUUUAUGUUCUGUGUAUUUUAACUGAAUAAAAAAGAAAAUCUUGUAAAAAAUGGAGUAGAAGACAUAGCUAUUUAACAAAAUCCUACUAUCAGCCAUUCCAUCAAUCUAGUACCAUACAUCAACAAAUCGAAGAUGUUGUCAGUUGUAGAAUGCACCCUUAUUUUAUGUAAUAUCAAGAAAGGAAAACUGGUACAAGUUAAACUCUGAUAUCAACUGAUUAAAAGACCCCAUUCUAAAGACGUUAAUUUUUAAAGUUUAUCUUAGCUUCAAUAGAAUAUGGUAAGCAGUUUAUACACUAAAUGAUCGCCUUUUAAAAUCCACCUGCAAAGUUCAGAUUGGGUUUUAACUGUAGCACACCUGUAGAGAAUCCUUUGUUUUUGAACAGAUUGUGCUUGCAAACUACCUCAGACAAAUAAAUGGUGGCUGUCUACCUGAAAAAAAUGAAAAGCAGGGAAGGGUUCAAAAGUAACUGUGUGACCCAUCAAAUCCCUCAGCUCAGGAGUCUGCAAUCCUGUGAUUCUAGCUCAUCAUCCUUAAAGUCCUAGCCCCACCGUGAAGGGUUUCCAAGUGUUUUGGUGCUCCAGGCCCAGCCCACUCCCCAAUCUUGAGUCCAGUCUUACCAGUUAAAGCCUGAGGGCUCCCACCAGGGCAGGCCACUUGCAGUUCACAAACAUGAUAGCCUCACUCUCUCUUCUGGGCAUUUAGUUGUGCUGUUUCCUCUUCCUGGAACCCUCUUCCCUUCCUCUCAGCCUGCAGACUUCCUUUAGGUCUCACCAGCUCAGCUGUCCCUUCCUCUAGGAGGCCUUCCCUGCUGUCCCUCCCUUGCCUAGGUUAGCCUCUGCUCCCUGUGCUCCCUCAGUGCUCUGAGCUGAUGUCCGUUUACUGUGAGGUCUUGGGAUCAGGGACUCGCCUUCUUCAUUCCUGUACUCCCAGGGCCUUGCCCAGAGCCUGUCACCUCAGAGUUCCUCAGUGACCAACUGUUAAAUGGACAAUCAGGAUCAAAAGCAGGAAAUUACUCUCUGGGCUCUUUCCUAGCAUUGAUUCUAAAGACUCUGGAGAGUUCCGGUCAAGAUGGCAGAGUGGUAUGACCACGAGCUCGCCUCUCCUCGCGACUAUAACAAAACCACAACUAAAUGCUAAACAACCAUCAAAAAUAGACUGGAACUUAGCAAAAAAGACUCUGAAACUCUGGGGCCCUACUUGCUCAAGGUAAGAGGCAGCACCAGGAUUUGAACUCAGAGACUGUGGCUCCAGAGCCCACACUUUUAACCACGAUGCUCUGAACCCCUAAUGUGCUCAGUUUGUUCAAGAACCAAAUAUGUACUGGAGCCUACUGUGUGUCAGGCACUGUUCUAUAGAAAUGAAGAAAAUGGGCACAGCCCCUAUUCUCAUGGGUCUUACAUUCAAGUCGGUGUGGAUGGGGGGUAGAAAAUAAAUAAGCAAUAAUUUGCCUACUUGUGAUAAGAAGGAUGCAAUAUACAGGACAAUGAGAGGAACAUGACCCUGUUUGUAAGUUGGUCUGUGCAGAUGAUCAAGUUAAGAGGAGGUCAUCAGGGUAGCCCUUAAUCCAGUAUGGCUGGUGUCCUUACAUAAAGGGGAAAUGUGGACACAGAGACAGGUGCACACAGAGGGAGAAGCUGUGAGGAUGCGAGGAGAAUGCCAUCUACAAGCCAAGGAACAGCUGAGGCUGCCAGAAGCUACAAGCAAGCAUGGCAGAUUCUCCCUCACAGCCCUCAGAAGGAACCUGCUGUAGCCUUAAUUUUGGACUUCUGGCCUGUAGAACCAUGAGAUGAUAAGUUUCUGUUGUUUAAGGCCCCCAGUUUGUGGCACUUUGUUAAGGCAACCCCCGGAAAGUGAUACACCCCACUUGUCCGGCUUGGGUGAGGCCUGCGCUCUCCAGUGAUUUGGGUUGGUAGGUGUCUAUGUUGGGAAUGGAUUUGAGGAAGGGGGAGGACUGAAGACCAUGUAGGAGGUGAUCUGUGGUGAUCCAGUAAUGUGGGAGGGCUGGGGAUGGAGGGUCUAUGAAAGCCCCGCCGUGCUGGUACUUACUAAUUGAUGUAAGGGCUUAGCAGUAAGCCCAGGAGGUCUGUAAAUCAACUCUGAGUUCCAGAGACACAUCUGCUUUUCUUCCCCUUGUGUAUUUUCUCUUGCACAGUGUCCCACCCUUCUCCACCUGACACUCCAGCCACCCCCCCUUCCGGGCUUGAAUUCUACUCGGUGUAUACUUUCACCCUGCCUCGGAAUGAGUGUGAUUUCAGCAGCCUUGGUUUCAACUUCCUGUGACAGCUGUAACCUCUGUUCUCACUGAAUUGCUAAGAUUGCUGAUGAAUGCCAACUGCUUGGAAGUUUUAUGAGUAACUGGAAAUGUGUUUUAUGCCAGGCCAUGGGAAAAUGGGCUAUGGAAUGGCCCAGAAAUUUAAUAAAUUAAGAGUAAUGAGUAACUCCCUGCUGUUUUUAGGCCCACAUGUGCCCAUUCAAGAAAAAAACUAGCUCUAAGAUGAAAAUCAUCUUCUAGCUCCUGUGGGAAGAACAGUCCGUUUCCCUGUUCGAAGUCCCUGCAGCAGAGGGCGAGUGCUGCUACUUACCACUCCACUGCCAUCACUAUCUUUCUUGCUCACAUUUUGAUUCUUUGGAAAAGGUUGGUUGGAAGAAACAAUAGAAAACAACCCCCACCCCAGCCUCCCCACCAAAAGAAAUGUCACUGGCUAAGGAGAUACGAUGUUACCUGCAAGGCAGUGUCCUUAAUAGGAUCCUGGAACACAGAAAGGACCCCAGUGGAAAAAUGGGGAAUCCAAUUAAAGUGGCCAUUUAGUUAAUAGUGUUGUAUCCGUUUCACUGUUUUAGUUUAAAUAAAAAUACCAUGAGUAUAUAAGAUGUGAGAGGAGGCUGGCUGAAGGGUCUCUGGGAACUCUGUAUACUACCUUUGCAACUCUUUGGAAAUCUAAAAUAAUCUCAAACUUAAAAACAAGUCAUGUAUAUUAUAUGUUGUUUUUUUAAAUAUCUCUGGGAUAGUACUGACUCCAGAAUAUACUGUACGUAUAUUAUGUUAUGCUGACUCUCAGCCGUAACUGUUGUUUAAUGGCCAAAAAGACAUCAACCAAAUGAUUGGACACUGGCCAAGUGUCUCUUCUUGGCACUGCAGGGAUACUAAGACAAAAUCAUACAGAAUCCUGCCCUGCAGGUGCUCACUCUGUAAGCAAGGGGGACAAACACAUGUAUGGAUAGCUAUGAUAUCAGGGCAAUGUGUGGGGAUCAGAGAGAUUGAUCAAGACCAUGAAAGUGGAGAGAAUUUCAAGAGAGACAAAAGCCAAGAACUCAAGGCUGAGGGUUGGUGUCAGCAAAACAUAUAAGUGUGUGACUUUUUAGGGAGCUGGGACUGACACAAGGGAGGGGUGAUGGGGAAGUGGAGAUAGAAGUCUUAGAGAUGUAGGAGGACCUAAGAUCAGUGAGGAGGACAAAACUCUUCUAUUUUUAUUUAUUUUUAUUUUAUUUUAUUUUUUAAUUGAAGUAUAGUCAGUUUACAAUGUUGUGUCAAUUUCUGGUGUACAGCAUAAUGUUUCAGUAGUACAUAUACAUUCAUAUAUUCCUUUUCAUAUUUUUUUCAUUAUAGGUUACUAAAAGAUAUUGAAUACAGUUACCUGUGCUAUAUAGUAGAAACUUGUUGUCUUAAUCUUGACUUCUUAAUUCAUUUCUAUUUCUCUUGGGUUUUGAUGUCCUGCUAUUGAUUAGACACAGGUUUCAAAUACAUCUAUUCAUCUCCCCCCCCCUUUUUUGUAAAGGUUUCAAAAGGAAGUCUCAACCCGAUUAAUACUCUGCUUCAACUCACUCUUCUAUUAUUCAUUAUACACUGUUUUCAAACCCUCUUUCUCCCUUCUUUUAAAAUUCUUUCUCUCUCUCUCUUAUUUUUUUUUCUUUUUUUCCUAAGUUCUAUUCCUAAAUAGACAUCAGAUAGAUAAAAUCCUUAAGGACCAAAAUAAACAACUGAUACUCCAUAAACCACAGUGCCAAAGAGGUAUGAGCAAGAUGAAGAAGCAGAAAAACCUUUCCCAAUUAAAAGAACAAGAGAAAUCCCCUGAAAGAAAGAUCAACGAAAUAGACAUCGAUAGCCUACUAGAUCAAGAUUUCAAAAAAGGAGUGAUCGAAUUGCUGAAGGAAUUUAAAAGAGAUAGUGUUUAGAGAUAUAAAAUAUGUCAAAAAUGAAAUUGAAGCUAUAAAGAAGAGCCAAGUAGAAUGGGUAAACUCAUUGACAGAGAUGAGGAAUGAUCUAAUAGCUGUGCAAAGCCGACUAGAUAAUGCAGAGGAACGAAUUAGUGAUCUAGAAGACAGGGCAAUAGAAAGCACCCAUUCAGAAGAACUACAAGAGAAGCAAAUAAAAAAUAAUGAAAAUAGCAUAAGGGACCUAUGGGAUAAUAUAAAGCGUCCCAGUCUUCGCAUAAUAGGGGUCCCAGAAGGAGAAGAAAGAUCAAAGGGGAUUGAAAAGGUUUUUGAAGAAAUCAUGACUGAGAACUUCCCAAACUUAAAGAAGGAAUCAGAUAUCCAAGUACAGGAAGCUCAGAGGGUCCCAAACAGGAAGAACCCAAAUAGACCCACACCAAGACAUAUCAUAGUCAAGAUGGCCAGAGUCAAGGACAAAGAAAGGAUUCUAAAGGCAGCAAAAGAAAAGCAAAGUGUAAGCUACAAGGGAACCCCCAUAAGGCUCUCAGCUGAUUUCUCUACACAAACACUACAGGCCAGAAGGGAGUGGCAAGAUAUAUUCAAAGCCCUGAAUGAAAAAAAGAUGCAGCCUAGGAUCCUUUAUCCAGCAAGGCUAUCCCUGAGGAUAGAAAGAGAAAUAAAGAGUUUCACAGACAAAAAAAAGCUGCAGGAGUUUAGCAACACUACACCCAUGCUAAAAGAAAUAUUGAAAGGGCUAUUCUAAAUAGAAAAGCAGCAGGAUGCUACAGAAAUGAGAAACACACAACUGGAAAGGUGAUAACUCAUGAAUUACAAAUAAAGUAAACAUGAAAUUAUAAAAGAAGACAUACAAAUCACUGAGAGUGGGAGAGGGAGGCAGGGAAAUAUAGAGUAUUUUUUUCUUUCUUUUUUAAAUUUAACAGUAGGAUGGGUUUGAGAUCAUGUUACUAUCAGUUUAAUAAAAACAGUUAUAGUAAUGGGUUGAUAGAUUUACAAAAAAGGGUAACCACAAGCCAAAAAUUUACAAAGGAGUCACAAAAAUUAAACAAAAUCCAUGAUAAUACAAAGGAAAAUUACCAAACCACAAAAGGAAGAAGAAAGGAACAAAGAGGAUAUACCAAUUCAACUGCAAAGAUAAGUUCAAAAUGGCAAUAAACACACAUCUAUCAUUAAUUACUGUAAAUGUUAAUGGACUAAAUGCUCCAGUCAAAAGACACAGAGUGGCAGACUGGAUAAUAAAGAAACUUGUUGUUUAUUUUAUAUAUAGUAGUCAUGUCUGCAAGUCUUGAACUCCCAAUUUAUCCCUUCCCCAUGGUGACUGUAACUUUGUUUUCUGUGUCUUUGAGUGUUUCUGUUUUGUAAAUAAACUCAUUCAUAUGGUA
Camelus dromedarius (Arabian camel) is the source of this 9188-nucleotide messenger RNA. RefSeq names its product platelet activating factor acetylhydrolase 2 (gene PAFAH2). The transcript has 13 exons. The coding region runs from base 439 to 1794 and encodes 451 amino acids. NCBI's taxonomy places the organism in Eukaryota, Metazoa, Chordata, Mammalia, Artiodactyla, Camelidae. Gene Ontology annotation, molecular function: 1-alkyl-2-acetylglycerophosphocholine esterase activity. The record is from RefSeq and is a predicted model, not a curated record.